Molecule: messenger RNA, 3867 nt
Organism: Centruroides sculpturatus (bark scorpion)
Lineage: Eukaryota; Metazoa; Arthropoda; Arachnida; Scorpiones; Buthidae
Product: RNA-binding protein 25-like
Exons: 21
Coding region: 2-3610 (1202 amino acids)
Biological process (GO): regulation of alternative mRNA splicing, via spliceosome; mRNA processing
Cellular component (GO): spliceosomal complex
Molecular function (GO): mRNA binding
Source: RefSeq, a predicted model, not a curated record
GAUGGCACCUGUAGCAAUGACUGUUCCACCUUCCAUGUCUAUGGCUGUUCAUCAAAAAUCACCUAUAAAAAAGCAUCCAAUGCCAGCAGUACCUUAUAAAAGACCUGAACUUCAGCCACAAGAACCAAAAGGACCUCCAGUAACUGUUUUUGUUGGAAAUAUAACAGAAAGAGCUUCUGAUAGUCUUAUACGUCAGCUUCUUCAGGUAAAUUUUAUUAAGUAUAUAACUAAUAGUGAUGGGAUGAUGAUAAAAUUUCUCCUGAUUCUGAUUCCUGAACUUCAGCCACAAGAACCAAAAGGACCUCCAGUAACUGUUUUUGUUGGAAAUAUAACAGAAAGAGCUUCUGAUAGUCUUAUACGUCAGCUUCUUCAGAUAAUUUUCUUUUACUCAACGAACUAUCGCAUCACGUCAUGUAGGAUUGCCAUCUUGGAAAAUGCUUUAUUGGCUGAUGCAAUGACCAAGGGGGAGGUAAAUGAGAAGAUGUACUUUUUCACGCUUCUUGCAAUGAGCAUGUCUUCCUUUGGGUUUUGUGAAUAUGGUGACCCAGAAUCUGGACUUCGAGCCAUUCGAUUGCUUCAUGAUUGGCAGAUUGGUGAUAAAAAACUAGUGGUAAAAGUAGAUGCUAAAACAAAAGAAAAGUUAGAUGAAUAUAAAGCAACAAAGUGGGCUAAUCAAAAAGAUGAAAAUGAAGAAAAGAAAGAGGAUGAUAAAGAGAAGGAUAAAAGUAAAGAUGCUACUAAAAGUGAUGAUGUAGAUGAAACUACAAAAAAUGAAGAUGAAGAAAUUAAAAAUGCAAUUAAUGAGAUUAUUCAAGAACAUUCUUUAGAAUUAUCAAGGCCUGUUGAGACAAAAGAAGCUGUUUCUCCUACAGAAAAACAGCGUAAAAUUACAAAAGUACAAGAAGUUCUAAUGAAGAUGAAUCAAGAUGCAGAAAAAGAUCCUAAAAAUGAUUUGGAUGAAAUGGAUCUAGAAGAAGAAAAAAAAAGUCUUAUACACAGAGAAAUAGAUAAAUUUAGAGAUACAUACAAGGUUGGAAUAAAUAUUUCGUCUAAGAGAGCUGAAGAAGAAAAGGAGAAAGAGCGAGAACGAAAAGAACGUGACAAUAGAAGCAAAGAUAGAAAUAGAGAUCGUGAUAGUAAAGACAGAGAUAGAAAAAGCACAAGUAGACGUGAAAGAACACCUUUACGUGACAGAGAUCAUGAUCGGAUUCGUGACAGAGAAAGAGAACAUGAGAGAUCUCCAUUAGAACGUAAUCGUGUCAAGGACAGAGCCGAACGUCUUGCUACUCGAUCUCGUUCCAGAUCUAGAGAUAGAGCUUGGUCUCAAGAAAGAGAAAGGUCUAGAGAAAGGUCACGAGAUAAAGAUGUAGACAAAGAUAGAGAAGAUGAAGAGGAUGCUUAUGAACGUAAAAAAUUGGAGAGAAAAUUAAGAGAAAAGGAAGCUGCUUAUCAAGAGGUAUUGAUUUAUUUUUCAUGUCAUUUGAAAAAUAUCUUUGCUGAUUUUAUGAUUCCUGUUGAUAUCCGUAAUAUAAAUGUAAAGUUUUUUCCUCUUUUAACUUUAAAUUUAUUUCUACUUAUUUUACAGAGAGCUGAAGAAGAAAAGGAGAAAGAGCGAGAACGAAAAGAACGUGACAAUAGAAGCAAAGAUAGAAAUAGAGAUCGUGAUAGUAAAGACAGAGAUAGAAAAAGCACAAGUAGACGUGAAAGAACACCUUUACGUGACAGAGAUCAUGAUCGGAUUCGUGACAGAGAAAGAGAACAUGAGAGAUCUCCAUUAGAACGUAAUCGUGUCAAGGACAGAGCCGAACGUCUUGCUACUCGAUCUCGUUCCAGAUCUAGAGAUAGAGCUUGGUCUCAAGAAAGAGAAAGGUCUAGAGAAAGAAUCAUAUUGUUUGCUGAUUUUAUGAUUCCUGUUGAUAUCCGUAAUAUAAAUGUAAAGUUUUUUCCUCUUUUAACUUUAAAUUUAUUUCUACUUAUUUUACAGAGAGCUGAAGAAGAAAAGGAGAAAGAGCGAGAACGAAAAGAACGUGACAAUAGAAGCAAAGAUAGAAAUAGAGAUCGUGAUAGUAAAGACAGAGAUAGAAAAAGCACAAGUAGACGUGAAAGAACACCUUUACGUGACAGAGAUCAUGAUCGGAUUCGUGACAGAGAAAGAGAACAUGAGAGAUCUCCAUUAGAACGUAAUCGUGUCAAGGACAGAGCCGAACGUCUUGCUACUCGAUCUCGUUCCAGAUCUAGAGAUAGAGCUUGGUCUCAAGAAAGAGAAAGGUCUAGAGAAAGGUCACGAGAUAAAGAUGUAGACAAAGAUAGAGAAGAUGAAGAGGAUGCUUAUGAACGUAAAAAAUUGGAGAGAAAAUUAAGAGAAAAGGAAGCUGCUUAUCAAGAGCGAUUAAGAAAUUGGGAAGCAAGAGAACGUAGAAAAGGAAAAGAUUAUGAUAAAGCCAGACAGAAAGAAGAUGAUCAAAAACAAGAAGAGUUGAAAGAAGCAAGAAGAUUAAAAGAAUUUUUAGAAGAUUAUGAUGAUGAACGAGAUGAUCCAAAAUAUUAUAAGGGCAGUGCUUUAGCUAGAAGACUGAAAGAGCGAGAGAAAGAAAUAGAAGCUGAUAAUCAUGAUCGUCGUAAAGAAAAGGAAGAACUUGAAGAAUUAAGAAGACAACUUGUAGAGAAAGGUCAUCCUGAUCCUGAUGGAGAAAUUGAUAGAAUACAUCAAGAAGAACAAGCAAAAUUAUUUCAACCAAAAGUGAAACCUGAACCAUCUGAUUCUGAAGGUGAACAAGAACAUAUCUCAAAAAUGAGGCCAAUUGCCAGUAAAGAAACUGUUCCAGAAGAAGAAACAAAGCCUAUUAAGAGACCAGUAGAAGAUGAAAGUCCACCAAAUAGCCUUUCAGGUUUUUCAGAUGUGAUUACAACACAAGAAGAAUCCAAACCAUUAGGAUUUGGUGUUUUAAGAUUAGGAAGUAGUCCUACACAGCUAUCUAGAAGUCCAUCUACAAACAAUACUACAAAUAGUAGUAACAACAAUAAUAGCACCAAUAAUACAAACACUAGUAGUAAUGUCAAUGAUAAUAGUAUUAAUAAUGGUAGUAGUAAUGGUGGUAGUACUAGUAAUUCCAAUAACAAUAAUCAAAGUGGACAAAAGAAAAAAAUGACUCUACAGGAAGUAUUUAAUGAUGAUGAUUCUAGUGAACAAAGGAAGAAGAGAAAAUUGAUUCCUUUAGAUGAUGUUCAAGAAGAAUCAAAGACAUCAAGUGGAUCUCAACAAAUGUCUACAGAAGAAAAACGAAAACACAUAAAGAAUCUUAUUGAUAAAAUUCCUACAGAUAAAGAAAAACUGUUUGCAUUUAAUUUAGAUUGGUCUCUGGUUGAUAAGUCCCUAAUGGAAAGGAAAAUAAAACCAUGGAUUAAUAAGAAAAUUGUAGAAUAUAUAGGAGAAGAAGAGCCAACAUUAGUUGAAUUUAUUUGUUCAAAAGUAUUGGCUGGUAGUGCUGCACAAAGUAUUCUAGAUGAUGUUUCCAUGGUAUUAGACGAAGAAGCUGAAGUUUUCGUUGUAAAAAUGUGGAGGUUAUUAAUUUAUGAAAUCGAAUCCAAAAAGUUGGGAUUGAUGAGAUAACAUGCAGAUUACUCCGAAACUGUACUGUAUAUCUCUUAAUAUUUGAAGUCAAUACCAGCAUGUAUAGAACAUUUAUGAUUGCUGGAUUGUGUUAAACUUUUUAUUCCUGUUGUUUGCAAUGCUGUAAAACAGAUGUGAAAAAAUUUUGUAAAUUUUUGUCACUGUCUCCCUCUGUUGGAAAUUUAAGUUUUGUUUUGUUCUGUUUUUUUUUUUUAAUUCCAAUCUUAUGAAAAUAAAAUUAAAGAAAUGAAAAUGUA